Messenger RNA from Humulus lupulus (European hop), 1140 nucleotides. Its product is annotated as truncated transcription factor CAULIFLOWER A-like. The record is from RefSeq and is a predicted model, not a curated record. The transcript is spliced from 8 exons. NCBI's taxonomy places the organism in Eukaryota, Viridiplantae, Streptophyta, Magnoliopsida, Rosales, Cannabaceae. Gene Ontology annotation, molecular function: protein dimerization activity; RNA polymerase II cis-regulatory region sequence-specific DNA binding; DNA-binding transcription factor activity, RNA polymerase II-specific. Gene Ontology annotation, biological process: positive regulation of transcription by RNA polymerase II. Gene Ontology annotation, cellular component: nucleus. Bases 154 to 741 code for a protein of 195 amino acids.
ACCCUUUACAAAACCUAGAAACACACAAACAGACCUCUCUCACUCUCCCCUUCUCUACUUAAUUAUUUAGUUUCUCUGACUAUAGAUCGAUCGAUCGAUCCAUCUGAGAAUCAAGAAUCGGAGUAGCGGUUGCUGUUAGGGUUUGGGAUCGGAAUGGGGAGAGCGAAAGUAGAGAUGAAACUGAUCGAGAACAAGCAGAGUCGACAAGUGACGUUCGCGAAGAGGAGAAGUGGGCUUAUGAAGAAGGCGUAUGAGCUCUCUGUGCUCUGCGAUGUGGAGAUUGGCCUCAUCGUCUUCUCCGGCAACGGCAGGCUCUACGAGUUUAGCAGUGGCCACAGCAGCUUAGGAAAAGUAAUCCAACGCUACAAGACACAUGGCAAUGAAGAAAAGAGCUCUGACGAACUGGAGAACUGUCAUUAUGGUGGACUUUGUAUAGAUGUUGACCUGAUAAAAGGGGUUAGUAAUCUCAAAGUUGAACAUCUAACCGUGAAUGAACUCACUCAUAUGGAGGCACAACUGGACGCCUUAUUAAGACAAAUAAGGCUAAGAAAGAAGCAACUACUGAUGGAGACUGUAUCUACACUUUCUGAGAAGGAAAAGCAACUGAGAGAAGAGAAGCAACUCCUGGAAAACAAGAUUGCAGAAAUGGUUGGUGAGCAAGGAAAAGAAGUGCAGCCGAGGGAGAGAAGUAGAUUUGGAGCAUACAAUCAAGAGGGCCGGCGAGUGGGAGUGCACCGUUGACAGAAGAGAUUGUUUGCUACAAGCUGAAAAAUGGAGAGGAGGAGAGCAUCGACAAAGAGAAGAAAAUAAAGAGAACUUGAUUCUAGGGUUUUUGGGUAAAAAGUUUCACAAAAAUGAGAAAACGUGAUUUUCUCGUUUUUUGUUUUCCUUCACAAAAUUAAGAUACUAAUUUGAAUUCAAUUUUCAAAAACAACUUACCAAUCAGUGAUUAUGAUGGCCCCCACUGAUUUUAAAUAUUCAAAUCAUAAAGUUGUAUCCGUAUAGGAUACCAAUCAGCCCCUAAAUUACUUGUAUGUGCUCUUUUUUUUUCUUCAUAUUGUUGUGUGUGUUUUUUUUAAUUCUAUUUGAAAUCAAAUUAAUACUAGAGGUUUAUGAAAGUUAUACUUAUUUUAAUAUAAA